GAGAGCUGGCACAGGCUGAGCCAGGCGCUGGCUGUGUGGACACGGAGGAGUGCAGAGCGAACAGAAACGACAGAGCAAGAGGAGGAGUGAAUGGAUGGAGUGACCCAGGAGGAGGAGAGGAAUGCUGAGCGAACAGACCGACAGAGCGCGAAAGGGAAGACGAGAGUGGCGUGGCAGCAACAGCAGAGCAAUUAAACAGUGGAAAGACAAGCAAAGGAUCACAUGCCGAGCAGCUUCUGUCGCUCGCUCACACUCUCUCUCUUUUGAGCAACUGAAGAGGCAGAAGUGAAGCAUCCAGACAACGACAAAGGACAAGAGGAGGCACACAAGAGGCAGGGGGAGGAGCAAGCAUGCUUUGAUUGACAGAGGAAAGAGGAGGGACAUGGACGCAAAUUGAAGAAUUUGAUUUUCUGGGAAUGGAUAUUUUUAGUGAAGAAAAAACAAAGGAGAAGAAGAUAAAGGAUGCCGUUUCAGUCUAAAAUAAGGAUGGAAAGGGGGAGGGGGAGAGAGAGAGUGAGAUGCUGAAUUCGGACCAUGUCAGAACAGAUUCCACAUCAACGGCAUUCAGUCCUCCUGCAGGCAAGAGUCAGUGUGUGUGCGUAUGUGUGUGUGCGUGUGUGAACUAGCACGAAGUACGAGCUUUGUAGCACCAGGCUUUUGCCCAUGUGCCCCCGUAGUUGAGGACAGACACACAUAGAUAUGGGAAGGAAAAAAGUAAAUGAUGUAUCACUGUCAAAGCUAGAGAAAAAAAGGCAACAAGACAAGAUGAGUGUGAUCGUGGGGUUGUGAGGUCAGCUGUAGCUAGUUUUUGGGAAGCCCUCCCUUCAGGGACUUAGGAAAAGGAUCGCCCGAGACAGUCUAUUUCACCAACAGGUCAGCCUGCCUGGAGGCUCUCUCAAAACCUUAAUUCUUGUGACUCAGCUGGCGCUGCCUCCCACUAUCCAUCUCUUUUUCAUUAUUCUCGCUUACAAUCUGUCUUGAAUCUAUUGAAUCUCUUCUCUUAUUAAGAUCACUUCGCAUGUAACUGCCUCAAUGUUUCUGAUUCGCUUGCCUGAACUUCGGGAGAUUCUGGGAGAAGCUCAGAGGGAGAUUUCAGGCUGUCCCUAAAGCCAGACUGAGCACCCUGAUCAGAUGGACUGAGGGGGGAGUAAAAGAUAGAGCUAGAAAGAGAGAGCAACAAGGCAAAUAGCCUGGGGAUUUAGCCUGAGGGGUUAUAGAGAGUUGCCAGCGGGUAUGAAGACACAUACUGAAUUUUGGGUGCCUUAGGGAGCAGUGUGUUUGUGCAUGAAUGUGAUUAUUCAAUCAAGAAAUAAAGUUUGCAUACAUUUGACAGGAUAUUAAAGUGGAAUUUUAAGUAGAGCUGGGGUUGUAUGCUUCAAUUAUACUUUGAGGAGUCCUGCAGGUGCUACAAUUGUACAUGACUCGAUAGCUGGACUCUGAACAUUAGAUUUGUAUUCACAAAGUCAGUGUUGUGGCUCUAUCCGUGCUCCUGGAGCCCCAUGAGGGCCCCGGCCGUGGAGGCCUGGUUGGGAGAUGAAGCAGUCCGCCCUGCUGCUCUAGCAGCUUUGUGGGCCCUCAUGGCUCUGGAAGGCCGCUGUCUGCGCCCUGCCUCGCCCACGCCGGGCCAACGCAGGGCCCGCCGUCGUCUCACCCAACCCGGAGCACCACGAGAUGAUCUGUCCCGACUCACUGAAGCCCUCCUAGCGAGGGCUCACCUCCACGGAUUGCGGCACAUCUGCUCUCCGUCAAACUCUCUCAGCCGACGGGCCUUUUGGAUGCUAGCCUUCUGUAUUUGUCUGGGUUUACUGUUGUCCUGGUCCUCGAAUCGGCUACUUCACUGGCUGGCCUUCCCCACUCACACAAGAGUCCACACAGAGUGGGCGAGAGAACUGCCUUUUCCCACGGUCACCAUCUGCAACAAUAACCCCGUACGUUUGUAUCACCUCACUAAGAGCGACCUGUACUUCGCGGGUCACUGGCUCGGACUGUUGCUGGCCAACCGCACGGCCAGACCCCUGGUGCUGGACCUGCUUCAAGAUGACAGACGGACAUGGUUUAGCAAGCUGUCAGAUUUCCGUCUUUUCCUGCCUCCACGGCGCUUCGAGGGCACCAGCUUGGAGUUCAUGGACCGACUGGGCCACCAGCUGGAGGAUAUGCUACUGGCCUGCAAGUACCGCGGAGAGCCCUGUGGAGCUCACAACUUCUCCACUGUGAGUCUGAACAAAUGACCUCCAUCUCUCUUUCUGUCCUUCUGUC
Carassius auratus (goldfish) is the source of this 2256-nucleotide messenger RNA. RefSeq names its product acid-sensing ion channel 2-like. Gene Ontology annotation, cellular component: plasma membrane. Gene Ontology annotation, biological process: sodium ion transmembrane transport. Gene Ontology annotation, molecular function: ligand-gated sodium channel activity. The coding region runs from base 1500 to 2228 and encodes 242 amino acids. The transcript has a single exon. The record is from RefSeq and is a predicted model, not a curated record. NCBI's taxonomy places the organism in Eukaryota, Metazoa, Chordata, Actinopteri, Cypriniformes, Cyprinidae.